AACUGAUUUGUGUGUGUGUGUGUGUGUGUGUGUGUGUGUGUGUGUUUGUGUGUGUGUGUGUGUAUGUGUGUGUGUGUUUGUGUGUGUGUGUGUGUGUGUGUGUGUUUGUGUGUGUGUGUGUGUGUGUGUGUGUGUGUGUGUUUGUGUGUGUGUGUGUGUGUGUGUGUGUGUGUGUGUGAGACAGGAGCUACUGUUAGUCUCUGUAGGAGCUGAAACUACAGAGAAGAUCUGUGUGUUUGUGUUUUUGUUGUUGUGUAUAUUCUUUGUGUAUAUUAUAUUAGUGUUUGUUAGGUGUGUUUGUGUAAAAUGUCAGCGCUGAACGCUUCCGCAGGUACGGCUGUGUUUGUCUUGUCUCUUUUAUCUGUGCCUUUGUGCUACAGCUUAAAUCACCUCAUCACGACGCGAAGUAUCGAGACUGUCCUUAUGGCUGCUGCAUCAGUUGUAGUCAUUUUAUCCCAUUCGGCUCGAGUUCUGCUGAACCGGAAAGCUCCGACUGACCCCCUGUUCUACGUCUAUGCUCUGUAUGCAUUACUGAGUGUAGUGAACCUCAUAAUAGGCCUCGAGCAGGAUGGCAUCAUCGACGGGUUCAUGACCUUUUACCUAAAACAGGCAAAUCCUCACAUUAACACCGCACACUGUCACAUGAUCUCAUACUGGGACGGCUGCGCUCACUAUCUGAUGUACCUGCUGAUGGUGGCUGCAAUAACGUGGGGGGAAAGUUACCGAGUGAUCGGCUUGUACUGGGUCGGUUCCUUCCUGAUGCAAAUGAUUGUUUACAUUCCAGGCAGUGUGGUGGGUAAAUAUGGCACUCAGCUGAACACUCUGUUUCUUCUCCACCUGCUCUAUGUGUGUGUCUCUGUGUGGGCCUGUUUUAGAGUGUUCAACCAGCCUACAACACGGGAACUACCAACAAAUGUUCAGUGUGAACAGAUGAAGUCGCUGUUCCAGAGACCUGUGGAUUUGUUCUUCGUGCUCAGCCUCAUCGUAGACACGGUCUUCUCGGUUCUCAGAGGCCUGGUGGUGCUGGACUGUCCUGCAGAUUGGUGUCAUGAUUAUGUGCUAAAUUAUGAACCAUACCUCAAAGACCCCUCAGCAUAUCCAGCUGUACAGAUGUUAGUGAACAUGCUCUAUUCCACUCCGUGUGUUAUAAUGAUGAUGUAUGGACUGUGUGUUCCGGGCUGUGAUUGGCUGCCAGAUCUGAGUCUGGUGCACGCUGGGGCCAUGGCUCAGGCUCAGUUCUGUCACACUGGAGCGUCACUACACACUCGGACUCCUGUCACGUACCGCAUUCCAAGUGAGAGACUGCUCUUCUUCUUCACCUUCAACCUGUUCUAUGCUUUAGUGCCUCAGGCGCUCAGUUACCGCUGCAUCAGCCGUCCUGCCUUCUUCAUCAGCAAAACCCAGCAUAGCCGAACUGACUGACCCUCCCUACAGCGCCCGCUCGGGCCCGACCCUCCCUACAGCGCCCCCUUGGGACCGAACCUCUCUACAGCACCCUCGGGACCGACCCUCUCUACAGCACCCUCAGGACUGACCCUCUCUCCACCACCACCUCAGGACUGACCCUCUCUCCACCACCACCUCAGGACCGACCCUCUCUCCACCGCCCCCUCGGGACCGACCCUCUCUCCACCGCCCCCUCGGGACCGAACCUCUCUACAGAACCCCCCUCGGGACCGACCGACCCUCCCUCCCUCCCUACGGCACCCCCUCGGGACCGACCCUCCCUACGGUGCCCCCUCGGGACUGACCCUCCCUACGGCGCCCCCUCUGGACCGACCCUUCCUACGGCUCCCCAUCGAGACCGACCCUCCUAACGGCUCCCGCUCUGGACCGACUGACCCUACCUUCCUACAGCGCCCAUUCGGGCCUGACCCUCCCUACAGCACCCACCUCGGGACCGACCCUCUCUCCACCGACCCCUCGGGACCGAACCUCUCUACAGCACCCCCCUUGGGACCGACCCUCCCUACGGCUCCCCCUCGGGCCCGACCGACCCUCCCUCCCUACGGCUCCCCCUCUUGACCGACCGACCGUCCCUUCCUACGGCUGUCCCUCUGGACCGACCCUCCCUACGGCUCCCCCUCGGGACUGACCGACCCUCCCUCCCUACGGCUCCCCCUCGGGACCGACUGACCCUCCCUCCCUACGGCGCCCCCUCUGGACCGACCGACCCUCCCUCACUCCCCACGGCUCCUCCUCGGGACCGACCCUCCCUACGGCGCCCUCGGGACCGAUCCUCCCUACGGCGCUCCCUCGGGACCGAACCUCUCUACAGCAUCCCCUCAGGACCGACCCUCCCUAGAACGCCCCCUUGGGACCGACACUCCCUACAGCGCCCCAUCGGGACAGGACUCAAACUGCAGCUCACAGUCAGGACUAUAUUUAUGAGAAAUAAAUGUUUAACUGUACACACAUUGAUGUAUACGAUGUCAGUGUGAGAUAAUGGGACUUUUUCUUUUUUAUAAUCUUAAACGUGACAUUACUCACCUGAGGAGUUUCAGCAGUUCAAAUAAACAGUAAGAAUUCAUUACGGCGUGCAAAAGUGCAUCACUGCCUGCAUUAAACAUUUUGUUUUAUGACAUUCUGAAAAUAAAAAAAAUUAAUAUUGUU
Ictalurus punctatus (channel catfish) is the source of this 2613-nucleotide messenger RNA. RefSeq names its product transmembrane 6 superfamily member 1. The coding region runs from base 307 to 1422 and encodes 371 amino acids. Gene Ontology annotation, cellular component: lysosomal membrane. Lineage: Eukaryota; Metazoa; Chordata; Actinopteri; Siluriformes; Ictaluridae. The record is from RefSeq and is a predicted model, not a curated record. The transcript has 10 exons.